GCUGCGGGGUGUGCCGGUGGCUGGAACCCUGGCCCACUCGUUCAUCACUUCAUUUUCAGGCUGUGAGGUGCCUUCUGACCCAGUCAGUAUCUUCUCAAUCCUGCUCUACUCUGGAGGGUAGACCCCAAGGCUAACCCUGUUCCUUGAUGGCGUGGGCUGGGUUCAGCCAUGCAUAUAGGUAGAUCCCACCCUGGACAGUUAGCUUCAGGGCCACCCUAGGAAGCUGGCACAUAGGCAACAUUACCUUUUUUCUUAGACCAGAGUAUAUUGGUCACUCCCAGGCAUCACACUGCACACUGGGUCCAUCCUUCACUGACCCCUUUCCACAGAUGUUGGCUCCAGCUGUUGGUGAAAGUCCCAGGGUGGACCUGGCUGCCAGUGUAAAGUUGUGGUUGGAGCGUGUGUGUACCUACCUUGGGCUUGGGGUGCAGGAGCCGCACCCAGGGGAGCGGGCAGCUUUUGUGGCCUAUGCUCUGGCCUUUCCCCGGGCUUUCCAGGGCCUGCUGGACUCCUACAGUGUGAGAAGGAGUGGUCUUCCCAACUUCCUAGCAGUAGCUCUGGCACUGGGAGAGCUGGGCUACAGGGCAGUGGGCGUGAGGCUGGACAGUGGCGACCUGUUUCAGCAGGCUCAGGAGAUUCGAGGGGUCUUUCGGACUGUUGCUGCCCAAUUCCAAAUGGCCUGGCUGGAGUCAGUCCCCAUCGCAGUCAGCAACAACAUUGACGAAGAGGAGCUGGCCCGACUGGUCCAGGAGGGCAGUGAGGUAGACAUCAUUGGCAUUGGCACUAGUGUGGUCACCUGUCCCCAGCAGCCUUCAUUGGGUUGUGUCUACAAGCUUGUGUCUGUGGGUGGCCAGCCCCGAAUGAAGCUGACUGAGGACCCUGACAAACAGACACUGCCAGGGAGCAAGGCUGUCUUCCGGCUUUUAGCCUCUGAUGGAUCUCUGCUAUUGGACCUGCUUCAGUUGGCAGAAGAGCCACCACCCCAGGCUGGGCAAGAGCUGAGGGUUUGGCCUCGAGGUUCCCAGGAACCCUGCACUGUGAGACCAGCCCAGGUGGAGCCGCUGCUGCAACUCUGGCUACAGCAAGGACAGCUGUGUGAGCCACUUCCAUCUCUGACAGAGUCCAGAGCCUUUGCCCAGUGGUCUCUGAGCCGCCUCAGCCCUGUACAUCGGCAGCUGCAGAACCCUGUGCUGUACCAGGUUGCACUCUCUGAGAAGCUUCAAAGCCUGGUGGUCAAUCUGAGUAGCUGAGGUGCCCCAUGAGAAUUCCAGAGGAAGGGACUACCUGGAAAUAACACAUGUCAUUUGCUGUCCCCACACCUUGUCAUGUGUGUGUCCAGAGUGUGGACACUGAAUUUACACCUGGGCCUUGGAAAUUUGCCUCCCUGUCUCUGAUCCAACUCCUCUCAACAGAUCCUCAAUAUCUAUUUCCUCCGUCAGAAAUCUGGGUCCUACCUAUCUUAUGUGGAGGUCUAGAUGGCAGGACACAUUCAAAACAACAGUAGCCUUGGCUGAUUGGGUGGAUUAAACAGAAGUGGCAUAAACUGUGUUGGCUUUCCCUGGGUAAGGUCCCUCUCCCACAGCAGGCUAAGACAGGUGGUGCUUCACUCACAUAACUGAACCUUCAGGUUGGGGCCGACAACAUUUCCUUGGGUUAGCACAACCACAAGAGAAAGUAAAGACUGGUUGGGUAGUGGGUCCCUCACCUGGGAUAUAGUGUCCUGCUCAAGUUGGGGACAGGACCUGGCGGAGGAACUUCUGAAAAGACAGACCUGUCAAAAAGCCCAAUGUCCUGAGCUGGGGCUCCUUAAACCAUACUUGACUCAGAAGUCCGAAAAUAGCAGCACAGUCCUAUUUUCCAGCCAUUCCACAAGGAAACAUCCCUUCCAAGAAGUUAGUGGUGAUGUGCACUGAGAUUUUACACCACAGUCCAGGGGGUGGGCAUCACACCUGGGGCCCUGAAGGAAUCUCACAAACAAUUUCAUCCUAGACUGAGUCCAACACUUUCUUUUCUUGCAAUGUCAAUUUACACAGCAGUCCCAAAACAUGUUGAGGUAUGAUGAGGCAAAGAAUCCACAAGAAG
Fukomys damarensis (Damara mole-rat) is the source of this 2082-nucleotide messenger RNA. RefSeq names its product nicotinate phosphoribosyltransferase. Bases 330 to 1250 code for a protein of 306 amino acids. The transcript is spliced from 8 exons. Lineage: Eukaryota; Metazoa; Chordata; Mammalia; Rodentia; Bathyergidae. Gene Ontology annotation, molecular function: nicotinate phosphoribosyltransferase activity. Gene Ontology annotation, biological process: NAD+ biosynthetic process. The record is from RefSeq and is a predicted model, not a curated record.